Molecule: messenger RNA, 1163 nt
Organism: Caenorhabditis auriculariae
Lineage: Eukaryota; Metazoa; Nematoda; Chromadorea; Rhabditida; Rhabditidae
Source: the annotation of a GenBank genome assembly
AUGGGCGAUCAUUCCAAUACAUUGGGCACGUCGCAUUCGCCACCUCCCUGGCCUCCAGGCAGCCAUCAUCACCAGAUUCCUCGGGAGGUCGUCCUCAACUCGCCGAGAACCUCGUUCUCAUGUCCUUCGCCCUAUUCCUCUUUAUGUCUUUCUGUAUUAGCUGCGGCUCCUUCUGCCAGAAUGGUAAGCUGAUCGUCGAAAAGUCUUGUUGUACUUUUAUUCGUGGCUUAAUUGCUUUGUCAAUUUUUUCGUUUCGCUUGAAACAUAAGAAGAUCGUUUUCACUGUUAGAGUUUUAAUUGAUUUUUUUUUUACCGGAAAAGGGGUAAGGAAAGAAAAAAAAUGAAGGGGCAGAAGGCUGUGGAGUUCCUAAGUUCCUGAAUAUUCUCACUAUUAUAACUUGAAUUCCUUCAAGCCUGAUGCCUAAAAAUGGCCUAGCUCUUUUUAAACAUGAAGUAAUAAAAUUUGGAAUUUUAUCACAGCCUUUGAUCAACUUCGUUUCAUUCAAUUCAAACAUUUUUUUAAUUAAUUUUUUUCGAGCUGAAAAGUCUUUGGAUUACAUUGAAGGUUGAAAAAUACAGAAUAACUCUUUUUUCCGUUUCUUGAGAAUCAUAAACCACUUCUUCCACAAAAUCAAGUUGGCCUCGUCAUUUUUUUUCUAUCAAUGAAAUCUUCAAACUUGUCAGAACAGCUGGGAAAAGAACAAGAAUCUUCUCGUGUCCUUUUUUGCGGCAAGAAUUUACUCUUUUCAUCUUUUUUUGGUUUUCGAAUAAAUUAUAGUAAAUUUUAUCUAAAAAUCGUAAACAGGGGAAUCUUUGAAAGUUAACGCAAAAUUCUUGUGUUUUCUGCUGUCUACUUUAUGAGCAUCAAGUUUCAAACAGCUGGCUUCACACCUUUUCUCAAAACGAGGAUAUAUGAUGAAGAUAGAACGCUGUACGGAAAACACAUUGCACUGAUUCGAUCAGAUUGUUCUUUCUGAAAAAUUUGUCUUACCUAAAUCAUCCGCUUGCAAGCUUGAAUUUUUCUGGCUUCUUUUCUACUUUUUUUAUUUUCAUUCUCGUCACUUUUGCUUUUUAUCCAGUGCUUUGCUUUGCUUGACGUGAACCAUGCUUCAUCUACAAUUCUGAAUCCAUCAGAUCAAUGCAAGACUUGCGAUGACAGUUGA